This is a messenger RNA of Cimex lectularius (bed bug), 3455 nucleotides long. RefSeq names its product pre-mRNA 3' end processing protein WDR33 (gene Wdr33). NCBI's taxonomy places the organism in Eukaryota, Metazoa, Arthropoda, Insecta, Hemiptera, Cimicidae. The coding region runs from base 299 to 2830 and encodes 843 amino acids. Gene Ontology annotation, molecular function: protein binding. The transcript is spliced from 14 exons. The record is from RefSeq and is a predicted model, not a curated record. Gene Ontology annotation, cellular component: mRNA cleavage and polyadenylation specificity factor complex.
ACCAAGCUAACCUUUGUUCAUGAGUUCGGGUUUCGGUGAACGUCAGGUCGUUCGUCAAGUGUGAAUAGUUUACGCCACGAAAAAAAUGGCGAUUUGACCGUGGUCCGUUUAGUGAAAAAAGCUCUAUGAAAUAAACGUUCGAAUUGUCGAUUGUAACUGGAUUCUGAAUUAAACGACAAGCGCCAUGGUGCAAAGCCCUUAAAAUAAAUCAAUAAAUAACACAUUCCUCUCACUCUAGGAGCUCAAUAACACUUCUUUUUAUACCAUAAUCGUUCAGGUUUAAGUAGGAUUAAUCAAAAUGAUCACGAUCACGCCGAACGCGCAGAUGCCCAACAUGAACCAGGGGAUGAACCGCAUGCCGAAUGCCGGUGCAAACCAGAACCAGCGUUUCACACACCCUGGUCGGCAGAACUUCUUCCAGCCGUUCAGGGCGUACAGGCAAGGGGGGAACGGGCCCGUUGUCUUCGACCCCGAGUUCGACGGUAAAAGACUAAGGAAAUCGGCUAUGCGUAAAACAGUCGAUUAUAACGCUGCGAUAAUAAAAAUGCUCGAAGCGAGGGUCUGGCAGAGGGAUUACAGAGACAGACGGAGCCUCCAGCCGGACGCGAUGUACAUACCCGAGCUGAUGCCACCGUCUUCGUAUGAAGAUAAUCCGAUUAACGCUGUCACGACAAGGUUCGUCAAAACGGCCACAAACAAGAUGAGGUGCCCAAUCUUCUGUAUGGCGUGGACACCAGAAGGCAGGAGGCUCGUUACGGGUGCUUCAUCUGGUGAAUUCACCCUUUGGAACGGUUUGACAUUCAACUUUGAGACGAUACUUCAGGCUCAUGACACGCCGGUAAGGACGAUGGUAUGGUCUCACAAUGAAAUGUGGAUGGUGACCGCUGACCAUACUGGCUUUGUAAAAUACUGGCAGUCGAAUAUGAACAAUGUGAAAAUGUUUAUGGCCCACCAGGAAGCGAUACGAGGCAUCAGCUUCAGCCCAACAGAUAGUAAGUUUGCCUCCUGCUCUGAUGACGGGACAAUAAAAGUUUGGGAUUUCUAUAGAUGCCAGGAGGAAAGAACUUUAAGAGGUCAUGGAGCUGAUGUCAAAUGUGUCCAUUGGCAUCCACAGAAAGGACUGAUUAUAUCGGGAAGUAAGGACAACCAGCAGCCGGUUAAGUUGUGGGAUCCGAAAACAGGAACUUCUUUAGCGACAAUACAUGCUCAUAAGAGUACAGUGAUGGAUGUCAAAUGGAAUAACAACGGGAACUGGUUUGUCACUGCCAGCAGGGAUCACCUUCUCAAACUGUUCGAUAUUAGAAAUUUAAACACAGAGGUGCAGGUGUUCAGAGGUCACAAGAAGGAGUCGAGUAGUGUGGCAUGGCAUCCCACACAUGAAGGUCUGUUCUGCAGUGGUGGUUCAGAUGGAGCCAUUCUGUUUUGGCACGUUGGCGCUGAAAAGGAAGUUGGUGCUAUAGAACAAGCGCAUGACAGUAUUGUUUGGACUUUAGCAUGGCAUCCAAUGGGCCAUAUCUUAUGUAGCGGUAGCAAUGACCACACUAGCAAAUUCUGGACUAGGAACCGUCCUGGGGAUUCCAUGAGAGACAAGUACAACCUGAACACGCUUCCGGCAUCUAUGUCCGGACUUGAAGAGCAAGAAAUCGAGGACGUCACUUCGGUGAUCCCUGGCAUGGGCCCCGAAGACAAGGUUGACCUUAACUUGAGUGCCUCGAUUUUGCCGGGUCUGACACCAGGGUCGAUCCCAGGCUUGGAAGACAUUGAUAUCUCAACUGAUGACAAAAACAAAGCCCAAUCUAAAAAGGUACCCUAUUCUAAACCUAUACCCAAAAACUUUCAAGCGCAUUGGAAUGAUACUGGAAAAUUGGACGAUUUGGAUGAUGACAGUAAGGAUGGAAUUGACCCAAUAGCCCUUCUCAAUCAGCUCAUCGAGCAACAGCCAGGUGUCAAACUAGUGAAAGAUCUAGUUCCCGAAGCACUGUACAUUUAUGGAAAAGUGCUGACCGUCGAACCUGGUUCCACAUUGGCUAAAGCUAUUUCUGAAGGAGGAGAAAAACUUAUGAAGUAUCUCAACUCCGGGGCAGUCAAAGAACUGCGUGAUGUUAUCCCUCAUUACGAUAAUGAUAACCAAGUCAAUCUUGAUGAUAGCGAUUCAGAUCACAAUGAACAGGAUGACUGUGUUAUUAUGGAAUCAUCAGAUACCCAGACAACUCAUUCUCAAUCAGAUCGCAAGGAUGAAGAUGUAGACAGGAGAGGCCACAAAGUGUCCAGAUUUAGUGACUACAUUCCGCCAAACACCAAUAUGCCACCAAACUUCCCGCCUCCAAUGGGACAGGGUUUUGGUAUGCAAGGAAACCAAAAUUUCCAGGGGCCGGGUCAACCCCCGGAUCAUGGCAACUUCAACCAAGGCAACCAGAUGAACUUCCAAGACGGCCCUUCGGCUUUCGGCAGUCCGAUGCCGAACAAUUUCCAACAGACCAACUUCAUGGACGGCCCACCUCCGAUGCCGCAGAAUAUGAGGCCGCCUCCGUUGUUCAUGCCUAAUUCGGACAUGUUCAGACCAAACCAGCCAGGCCAGUUCAAUCAGCAGGAUCGAAGGAAUUUUUACGAUGACAAGGACGAUCGGUCGAGGGAAUGGGACGACGAUGAAACUAGUCAGGAUAACUACUAUGACAGGGACGAUAGGAAUGAUAGAAACGAUCGUAAUAAUAGGAAUGACAGAGGUGAUAGAAAUGACAGAGGAGACAGGGGCUACAGGGGUAAUAAUUAUAGAAACAGAAGGGGAUGGCAUAAUAAUAGACAAAGACACCCGAGGGGUAUCAGCCAUUAAUGCAAACCUUUCAUUUUAGAAGGAGGUUCUUUUAUACUCAAAUAUUUUAUACCAUUUGUACCUCCUUCUAAGAUUCUCAGUUGGAAAAAAUACUUUUUAUCUAAACAGAGAAAGUGCAUCAUAAUAUAUUUUUGUUAUUGCCUGAUUUUAUUUAACUAUGAACUGAAGUUACAUGUAUGAAAUUCGUCUUGUAAAUAAAACUUGAUUAGAGUACAAUGAGCAGACGAUUGCAAUAAAUUAAAAGAAAAAGUCUUCCCAAUAGAUCAUUGCUCAUUUAUUCUUAUUCGCCUCUUUUGUUCUCUUUAGUUUUACCACUCAAAAAGCUCGUUGGAAAUAGUUUAUAAUUUCCCUUAAAUUUAGUUGUACAUUAAACUGAUAUUAAAAAAUCAAAAUUUCAAGUAAUGUGAAGAAAAUUAGUGAUAUUUAUUUAUACACAGUAAACUUUAUUAUGGAUUUACAUUUAUUCUUUAUUCUUUCUUUGGAUAAAUACCACCAAAAUCAUUCAGAAUUGUGAACAGUGCUUUUCUCUGAAUUGUACUAGUGUAAAUAUGUUCUCUUUUAUUUGUAUUGUACAUAACUUUGAAUAAUUGGUAUUAAAAUGUAAUGUUUAGUAAUUUUGCUUAAA